CUUGCUUCUUCAUUAGGCAUCCCCGUAUCUUUCCUCACCCCCUUCGCCGUCCGACUCAAAUUUCGAACAGAGAAAGAAGUACGCGUGAGUGACAGAGAGAGAGAGAGAGGGAGAGGGAGAGGGAGAGCGCACAUUGUGAUCCCCGACUGAUGGCAACAACGACAACAAGAUCGCCUUCCCCCAACCCGUCCCGACCCAGAACCCCCGACGCCAGCGUCGCCAGGAAGAGCUGCACCGCCAUUGCCUCGGCCUUCUCAGAGCCCCAUCAGAGGAGCGCCGGUGGCAAGUCGGGAGUGGCGUUGGCGGCGUCUUCGCGUGCGUCGCUCGAGCAAAGGGAGAACGAGAGGGACCUGAACUGCAGCGCCUCCUCCAAGCCCUCGGCCGUCAGGGCGAGGUCCCCCGCGCCGUCAUCUUGUUGCUCGGCCAAGGGAGCCAAGAACUUCAUGGCCCCCACGAUCUCCGCCGCCUCCAAGGCCGUGGCCGCGUCGCCGAAGAGGAGGAUCCUCGCGGAGAGGAACGAGACCGUGCCCGUCGUCCGGUCUUCCCUCACCUCGCUCUUGGACGAAUCUCCGGCGCCAGAAGAGUUUCCUGCGAAGAGAAGGGUCAGUUUCGGUGCGCGGCCGCAUCAAGACUCUGGCGUUCAAGGGACCCCGUACGUCGGUGGUGGCGGCAGCGAGCCAAGAAAGAUCGAAUCUGAGAUCAAGAACCGUGGUUCUUCCGGUGUUCUUCCCUCCUUUCACAUUUCUCCAGCGGCUAUAGCUCCUUUGGACGCUGACCCAUCUCUUCCUCCUUACGAUCCCCACACCAAUUACCUCUCUCCGAGGCCGCGAUUCCUCCACUACCGUCCCAAUCCUCGGAUCGAUCAGUACCUGAACCAAGAAGGCGACUUGAUGGAUCCAGGGGACGGGAAGCGACUCGAGGACAGCUUCUCCUUCGAAAGCUCUGAGGAGACACCUGGGCAGACCGAGGAAGAACAACAGUCCACACCGGGAGAUGACGAGUGUUCAUCCCCCGAGGUGGAAGCGAUGGAAGAAGAAACAGGUGAAAGCCCUGUUCCUGAAUCUGAAUCCAACCCCAAAUCCACGGGUAAAGGUCGCUCCUUUUGGCAUUACAAGUUUGCUCCCCUUCUCCUAGUUUUGGGCAUUGCUUGCAUCUUUGGCUCCUUCCUUGGAUGUCCUAUUCUGUCAUCUUCCAUGCUGAAAACCCCAGUAAUACCAGCCAUUGAUGAUGUCCAUGUAAGGGACUACCUAGCUGUUGCUGCUCUUGAUCUUAAAGAACUAGCUAGGAAAUUGAGCCAAUGGUCAUUCGAUUCUUUUGCUCGUGACACUACUCUGACUUCCUUGCCAAGAGAAGAAUUUGGUCCCUUUUUUAUGCCUAACUUGACAGCCGCAAAUAUAGAGCAGAGAGAAGACAUAGAUUACAGCUAUAUUGGAACGAUCGUAAGCAAUGAACAUAUUGGUCAGGGCAGCGAGAUGGAGCAACCUUUUGAGGGAGAAAAGCAAGAGGAGAGUAUGGAAGAACAUGAAGUAGACAUAGAUCACAGCUGCAGUGCAACAACGCUUAGCAAUGAACACAUUGAUCAGGGCAGCGCGAUGGAGCAACCUUUUGAGGGAGAAAUGCAAGAGGAGAGUAUGGAAGAACAUGAAGUAGACAUAGAUCACAGCUACAGUGCAACAACGCUUAGCAAUGAACACAUUGAUCAGGUCAGCGAAAUGGAGCAACCUUUUGAGAUAAGUGUGCAACAGGAGGGCAUGGAAGAACAUGAAGUGGAUGUCUCGGGAGAUGAGCUAAAAGAUGAUACAGAGUCUGGGGAUGAGAAGAGUGGAAUUGAAGUAACACAAGGUCUGGAAGAAAAUGAUGUUACAGUGGAGCCAGAGGCUGAUGAUGAUGUUAAAGAGAGUAGCCUUGUGGAAUUUGAGAGUGAGAAGAAGAUUGCAGAGGCUGAUGAUGCCAAAGUAAUGGAAGAAGAAGCAAUAGUUGAUGGCAUUGAAUCCGAGAAGAAUAUUGAGUUGGAGCUCAGGAAAAUGCAGGAUAUUGGUCCUCAUGAUCUUGUGACCCAACAUGAUGAAGUAGCAGGAGGUCAAGGUGAUAGUGGCAGUUCAUCUUCUUCUGCUUCUCAAACACAUGAAGACAGUCCUUCAGCAUCUGGUGAUGAAAGAAUCUCUAAGACCGUCCAAUCCCAAGAGCUUUCGAUGUAUGGAUCAGAUGGUAAACAUGCAAUGAAGCUGGCAGCUGGGCUGUCUUCAGUAGUUCUGCUUGUUGCAUGCUUUACGUUUCUUCUCAUGAAGCAAAGGCAGACGUCUCCCUUGGUGGAUAAUCCCCAGAUAGCUCCAGCAAAGAAGGUGAUCACCAAAUCAGUCUCAGGCAGCAGUGAGAGCCAUGGCCAUGCCAGGGGGUCUCCUUUCCAGAAUACCCCAGUGGUGGACAUGCUGAUGAUGGAUUCUGGUCCUUCAGAAUUCAGCAGUAGCUUGCAGAACAGCACGUCUGUUGGCCGGAGGAGAGCAACCCGAAAAGGCGAAGAGGAAGAGACUGAAAGCAAUGAGAGAAGGCUGAGAAGGGACUCUACAGUGUCAUCCUCUUCCAUUUCUUAUGGAAGUUUCACUACCUAUGAGAAGCUCUCUUCCAAGAAGGGAAGUAGAGAUGAAGAGGUGAUAACUCCAGUGAGAAGAUCAAGCAGGAUCAGAAACCACCAAAUUGCUUCCCCAUGAGGAGGAGGAGAUGAUGAAAUGCUACUCUAAUUACUUGCAGAGUAGUAGUAGCUAACCUUUGUUGCUGUGGUUUGUUGUUGCAAGCAGUCUUAGCUUUUAUUAGAUUGACAUGGCUUUAAUUUUAGGUUGCUGAUUCUUUAUCUUAGGUUGAUUUGUACUUGGGUGUGAGAUAUCUAAUGCAUGAUUGAUCAGCUUUGUGCUGUUCAUUUCAUUUGGAUUA
Molecule: messenger RNA, 2928 nt
Organism: Musa acuminata AAA Group (dessert banana)
Lineage: Eukaryota; Viridiplantae; Streptophyta; Magnoliopsida; Zingiberales; Musaceae
Exons: 3
Coding region: 150-2708 (852 amino acids)
Source: RefSeq, a predicted model, not a curated record